GUAAAAGUUUAUCGCGGGAAGCCGGUCGCACGUGCGUGGCGUAAACAAACGACGAUCGCGGGAGCAUGGUGGCUGUGUUGUGUCUGUGACGCGCAUAGGGAUGAUCUAGCCGGGCAGCGAGGGCAGAGGCAACAUGAUUUGCAGGUGGCUAGUGUUAUUAUCGACAACGCUAUGGACGCAUCUUACAACUUCGUAUGCAGACGAUUCCUUUGCGUUACCUCCAUCGUUCGCAGACAGUCCUGUACUAGGAGCUCCUGAUGACUACAAUAUCCUGGAUUCGGUAAAAAUUCCACUUCAAGAUGCCAAGACGCAAUACGUAGACGAAAGCGACGACGGAUUCCCUGCUUUCGGAUUUCGAGUAGGAUCCGACAUUAAAAUAGCGCACAGGCAAAUACUCCCGGAAAAGCUGAGCAGCGAAUUCUCCAUUUCCAUCAACGCUAAACCGAAAUCUAAACGGGGUGGGUUCAUCUUUGCCGUCGUCAAUCCGUACGAUACGGUCGUCGAAUUGGGUGUUAGGAUAGCUCCAGAGAAUGGCUCCACUACGGUCAUAUCUUUAUUGUACACCGACCCUACCGAAGCUGUCUCACACAGCAUCGCGAAUUUCACCGUGCCUAGAUUCUACGGCAGAUGGACCAGGUUCGCCUUCAGGGUAACUACAGAAAAUGUAACUCUUUUCUUCAACUGUAGCGAAACAGACACCGUAGUGUUACAAAGGAAACCUUUAGAGUUGGUUUUCGAUUCGGCGUCCACUUUGUAUGUGGCACAGGCCGGGCCUAAUAUUCAGGAGUCCUUCGAGGGCGCCCUGUCACAGGUUAAAAUCUAUCUGGACCCCAACAUGGCUGCCGAGCAAUGUAAAACGGAUUUCCAGGACAUUUUGCCUACGGAGGAUUAUUCCGACAAUGAGAUAAGUCAGUUCGUAGAUACCUUAGUCGAGCGCACUGAUUACGACAAUUCUUUUCGGGAAGGAAGUGGCGCCGACGAAUUGGGGGCGUUCCCGCCGCCCCCGCCACCCCCAGACGGUAAGACGUGUUUGUGCAACUUUAACGAAAACUGCUGUAACGUGGUAUUUAACAAUAAACAAGCUGCCGGUGGUGGAAUGAGGGGAGAGAAGGGCGAAAGGGGGCUCCGGGGUCCUCCGGGAGAUUCAAUUAGGGGACCGCCCGGUCCACCCGGUCCACCAGGACUUCCCGGUCCUGCCGCUCCUGAGGGUGUGUGCAGCUGUAACCUCACAUCUAUUAUAAGUUCUCUUGGAGGCAAUCAGCCAUAUUCACCAGCAUAUUCGACCAUACCGGGUAAAGAAGGAAACCCCGGAAUGCCUGGUGAACGAGGUCUUCCCGGAGAGAAGGGCGCGUCUGGUCCAAGAGGUGAUAAAGGCGAACGAGGUGAAAGAGGUCCUCCAGGUCCUAGUGGACCUCCCGGUGCGAAGGGUGAACCCGGCGUUGACGGUGCUGCGGGUCAGCCUGGCCCGCCUGGUCCUGCCGGGCCUCCAGGUCCGAUCGAGUUCGAAAAUGUUGACCCGAGCUGGAAAACUCGUAGCCCUUUCAAGGAUACACUAGGUGGUUCCAUGGUUCGACCUGGAGUACCAGGAGCAAAAGGGGAACCGGGAAAACAAGGACCGCAAGGUGUGAAAGGCGAUAGAGGUGUGGCGGGUGCUAAGGGAAGUAAGGGAGAUCUGGGUCCUAAAGGAGAUAGAGGAGAUCGGGGAUUACCGGGCGAAAAAGGACCACCAGGUCCAAAAGGCGAUGAUGGCGCGCCGGGAUUGGACGGCAUUCCUGGAAACCCUGGGGUUACUGGAAAGGAAGGCCCCAAAGGAGAGCCUGGUCCGCCAGGUUUGCCUGGGAUAUCUAUAUCCAGCGAUGGGAGUACCGAUUUCAUACCUGGUCCGCCAGGACUCAAGGGAGAGCCUGGAACUCAGGGCCCUAAAGGUGAUAGAGGCGUCGAUGGUGAACCUGGCACACCCGGUGCUACAGGGUUACCAGGUUCAGUUGGAACCACCGGAAAAAAAGGCGAACCUGGAGUGGACGGAGCGGUGGGUCCCGUGGGACCUCCGGGUUCCAAAGGCGAAAAAGGCGAAAGAGGACCGCCUGGUGCUAUUAUAAUGGCGGACGGAACAGAAAAAAUAAUUACUUUAAAGGGUGAAAAAGGUGAUUCUGGGAAACGAGGUCGUCGUGGUCGACCAGGUCCGCAAGGACCGCCAGGACCCCCAGGAAAAAUUGGAGAAAUUGGUCUUCCGGGAUGGAUGGGCAGACAAGGUCCACCAGGUAUACCAGGCCAAGCCGGGCCGAAGGGAGAAAAAGGGGAUUCUUGGGGAGCGGGAUCGGUAAGCAGCACAACCUUCGAACAGAAAGGUGAAAAAGGAGAUAAAGGUGAACGCGGCACCGAUGGUAUCCCCGGCAAAGACGGUAUACCGGGUACUCCGGGAAUACCGAAUUCGCGUUCAUCCGAUGACGCAUUAAGAUACAUUCCUGUACCAGGACCUCCCGGUCCACCGGGACCACCUGGUAUGCCCGGUUUGUCAAUAACCGGACCAAAAGGUGAACCCGGUGCUCCAGCUUAUGGAGAACCAAUGUUUAAUUCUAGACCCGGAGUGAAAGGAAGUCUAGAGGAAUUGCGAGCUGUUAAGGAAUUGAAGGAUUUGAAAAACGUCAGGAUCGUACCAGGACGAUCAACGGCUAGUCCCCCGGUAUUCACGACGUCUCCGGAUCAGCAAGCUGCCGCCAUCGUUCCCGGAGCGGUAGCGUUCCGGGACAGAGAUGCAAUGACGAGAAUGUCCCAAGACAGUCCCGUCGGAACACUGGCAUACGUCGUGGAAGAAGAAGCCCUACUUGUCAGGGUGAACGGGGGAUGGCAAUACAUAGCUUUGGGCUCGUUGCUGCCAGUUACCACCCCCGCGCCCCCGACUACCAGCGCGCCACAGCUUCAUCCCCCGUUCGAGGCAAGCAACUUGAUUAAUCACAUAUCCAAGCCCGCGGAAGUUGCGAGUUGGCUUCCCAAAAUGCUUCGCAUGGCAGCACUCAACGAACCCUACACUGGUGACGUCCAUGGUGUCCGAGGAGCAGAUUACGCGUGUUACAGAGAGUCGCGAAGAGCUGGACUCAAAGGCACUUUCAGAGCUUUCCUGUCUUCGAGGGUACAGAACGUUGACUCCAUCGUAAGGCAGGCAGACCGCAGGUUGCCGGUUUCAAACCUGAGGGGCGAGGUGCUGUUCAAUUCAUGGUCAGAAAUGUUCAACGGGGACGGAGCGCCGUUCCCUCAUCCUCCGAGAAUAUACUCCUUUAACGGAAAAAACGUCUUAACAGACAUGUCGUGGCCCGUUAAAGCGGCAUGGCAUGGAGCGUUACCGGAUGGCACUCGCGCCCUGGACACAUCCUGUGACGGAUGGCACACUGCGUCGAAGGAUAAGUUUGGCCUCGCUGGCAGUCUCAAGGGGCCAAGGCUGCUGGAACAAGCUUCACAUUCCUGCGAAAACAGACUAGUCCUGUUGUGCAUCGAAGCUACGAGCGAAAUAUUCGUACAGAGGCGGAAAAGGGAUGCAAUAGAUGGCGUGGAUGACGUUCCGUACUUAAGCGAAGAUCAAUACCAGGAGCUAUUGAUUACGAUACGCUGAAGUCGUGCGAUAGUCAAGCCGAAUGUUCGACCCCAGAAAAAUCCGCAGCCAAUUAAAUCAGCGUCUAUUCGUAUAAGGAAUCGGUGUCAAGUUAUAAUACAAACAAAUACGAUUUUUCAAUGUUUUACGCAUAACCAAAUACCUGUACAUACAUUUAAUGAAAGUGUUAUCGUUUUAGGCGGAACGCAGUGACAAAUUUUGGCGGCCCUUGACAUUAACGAUAAUGAUUGGCAAACAACAUAUAAAUUCGAAAAGGUUUUCAUUCUUGAAAAAGCACGAGUCGUCGUAGCUUAGUAUUUAUUAUUAAAAAACGGUAACAAAUAAAACUACCAUUCUGCCAAUAGAUUUAAGAAGGGUUUUAAUAGACUUAAAUGACCGACCGCAGUCAGAAUUUGCCAUCUAAUUUUUAGUUUCAUUUUUGUAUAGAUCAUUGCAUAUCUGAUUAACAUAUCUCUCUAGUCGUCGAUGAUGAGGGUUGCAUUUUUCGGUUCUUAUUUAAAUUGCUAUAGAUAUUGUAUUGUAUUGUAAAAAGAGCGUGAAAAAGGAGAUGGAACCACCAUGAAACCACCAUUUUUAGUGCUUUAAAACUUAUUCACAACAAGAUGUGGUUACUUUUUUUUCGCUUUAAACUUGUUGAUUAUUUAAUGUUGAUCGACUGCAAAAAGUGCAAUUUUGACGUAUUUACUUACGGUUUAACCGGUUACUGCCAGGUAAUAAGGUAUUUUUUUGAUAAAUGUUUAAUUAGAAGUGGAUGUUUCCAUUUAAGUAAUAUAAUAAUAAAAUGAUUUAGUAACGAAUUCGUUCAUACUUUGGUUUUGGAAAAUUUGGCGACCAUCUUGGCUAGAAAUGUUAACAUUAAGUAUUUCACGUAGAUUUCAAACACUAAAGCAAAAUAGGGAGUUUCCAUUUAGUUGCUCUCAAAGUUGUUUGUGCCACUUGGUACGAUGUGAAUUAAUUUUAAAAACUGCCACUUUUUUCUUUAUUUAUUUACUUGCCCUUGGGCAUAAUAUUUACUCAACGAUCACGAAAUCUUGAUAAUGCGUUUAAUUGCUGCGCUAAAAUUAAAUUUUAAAAUGAGUUCUCGCUGAUUAUUUCGCCCAAAACAUCUCGCUAGAAAAUGCAAAACUUUUCAUCAGCACGGCAAAUGAAUAUUUAAUGUCUAGUUAAUUAGUGAAAUUUAGUUUAUAUUUUAUAUACUUUUUGUAUAUUGUGCGACUUUCACAUUUCGAUUAGACUUUUUAUUAGGAACUUUCUGGAUGCUGACAUUCUGCCUAUCCCACAAUAAUUGUCGCUAAAUAUGAUAAUAAUUAGAACCGAUCAUCCAGAAAUUUCCUAGCUCCGUAUUAGUGUAUUAUGAAUGUUCGACGAACUGAAUGUAAAUAUCCACAGAUCGUUAAUGGGAGAUUCGGUGUAAAUGUGUCAAAUAGCGUACUGAAGUAUAGUGUAUUUCUAUUAAAUUAUUUAUAGAUGUUCAAAU
Molecule: messenger RNA, 5084 nt
Organism: Cylas formicarius (sweet potato weevil)
Lineage: Eukaryota; Metazoa; Arthropoda; Insecta; Coleoptera; Brentidae
Product: collagen alpha-1(IX) chain-like
Exons: 25
Coding region: 134-3607 (1157 amino acids)
Source: RefSeq, a predicted model, not a curated record